UCAUUCGUCGGGAUCGGUUCAGGUGCUCUGUUCGACGAGUGCGCGUUCGUAGCAAAAAUUUAAUUCGAUUGUAAUUUUUCUUCAAAAAUGGCGUAAGGGAUCUGAAACCUUGGAUUUCUGCGGUCCGUGUAUCAGCCCGACCCGUUCGAUGGCUCAAAUUUCACGCUUCUUCGAGGUGAAAAGAGCAGCUUAUCAAAAACGUUAGUUCCGAGGAAUGCGUGCCGUUUGAAAUGUGAUUAUAGAAAAUGUCGCAAUAUUUAAUUUCAAACUCAACAUGGUUCUACUGCUGGCAGCAAUCUGUAUUAAUCAGGAUAAUUGGCAAAUUGUUAGCUUAUAACAAUACAUCGCAAAUUGUAUAUUAAGGGAAAAAUGUGUUAAGGCGAAUAGAUUAGUGAGUUUACAACUCUCAGCAGAUAACCUAGAAGUGCACACGCAACUGUUUCGGUAAUUAAUCGCAGCGCAGUUGGAUAUCCGCACGGAACAGCUUGGACAUCAUAUUUCGGAAAAUUUAGAGAUGUGGUAUUCUGAAUAAAUCAGAGCCAGUGAAUGACGCGAAAUUUAAACCACCAUGAUCGGAAGGUGGAUUGUACUGUUGAUUCCACUACUUGGCAACAUGCACGAAUCACUAGCGGGAAAAACCUAUAGAAACAACUACGCCAAUUACACUGACGUUGCCGAGCUGUCCAAGCAUCCUGCCGCUAGUUUGUCGCUAACUGACAUUCUUCCUCUACAUCACAAAACCUACGACAAAAACCGAGCUCCUAAGCUGCUCGGUCAACCGACGGUCGUCUACUUCCACGUGACGGUUUUGUCAAUCGAUUCGAUCAACGAAGAAUCGAUGACGUACGUUGCGGACAUCUUUUUGGCACAAAGCUGGCGCGAUCCUCGGCUGCGGCUACCGGAGAACAUGAGCGAGGAGUACCGGAUACUGGACGUGGACUGGCUGCACAGUAUCUGGCGGCCGGAUUGCUUCUUCAAGAACGCCAAGAAGGUGACGUUCCACGAGAUGAGCAUACCGAAUCACUACCUGUGGCUGUAUCACGACAAAACGCUGCUGUACAUGUCCAAGCUGACACUGGUGCUGUCCUGUGCGAUGAAGUUCGAGUCGUACCCGCACGAUACCCAGAUCUGUUCAAUGAUGAUCGAAAGUCGUAAGUACUGUUGGGAAAUCGGGUAAACCGGUGGUAAGCAUAAUGGAACAGUUUUCGUUGGUGGUUGAGUAAUAACAAUUUUCAGGUAGAACAUGCUGCACAGGGUUCAGGUAACUACAGGAUGAUGAUCAAAUACGUUUUCUCCCCUAAUUUAGAAAUGAUGAUUAUCUACUCUAUUCACAGCUGAAAUGUGAACAACCGUCGAUAGUCUCGAAAGCUGACACACAACUAAAAACAAAUUUUAAGUAUAUGCUUGUAGGUGAUCUCCAAUUCUUCCGAGUGGUAACAUCGACUGGUGUUUCUAAGCAAAUGAAUCGAAAAAUAAAUCAACGAAGUCAGGAAGAGAGACAAAGUGUAGAACGAAGAGGCAGGAAGAGAGACAAAGUGUAGAACGAAAAAAAUUAAACACGCCACAAUUUCUCGAUUAGUGGAAUAGAUUUAUCAUAUUCUGUAGAUAUGCAAUAAUAGUUUGAAAUAUAGGAUUAUUACAGUAUUAAAA
Wyeomyia smithii (pitcher-plant mosquito) is the source of this 1650-nucleotide messenger RNA. Its product is annotated as glycine receptor subunit alpha-2-like. NCBI's taxonomy places the organism in Eukaryota, Metazoa, Arthropoda, Insecta, Diptera, Culicidae. Gene Ontology annotation, biological process: regulation of membrane potential; chloride transmembrane transport; chemical synaptic transmission. The transcript has 3 exons. The record is from RefSeq and is a predicted model, not a curated record. Gene Ontology annotation, molecular function: transmembrane signaling receptor activity; neurotransmitter receptor activity; extracellular ligand-gated monoatomic ion channel activity. Bases 569 to 1177 code for a protein of 202 amino acids. Gene Ontology annotation, cellular component: membrane; neuron projection; synapse.